Messenger RNA from Doryrhamphus excisus (bluestripe pipefish), 2698 nucleotides. RefSeq names its product WASP actin nucleation promoting factor b (gene wasb). The record is from RefSeq and is a predicted model, not a curated record. Gene Ontology annotation, molecular function: actin binding. Gene Ontology annotation, biological process: actin filament organization. Lineage: Eukaryota; Metazoa; Chordata; Actinopteri; Syngnathiformes; Syngnathidae.
CUGAGAAGACGGCUUACAUCAACCGACCUUCAAGGCGCACCAUGAGCCGAGGGUCUAAAAGCAAAACGGAGAGCGUAUGGAGCUCCCUGCUGAGCCUCCAGGAAAGCGAGGCCUUGGAGGGUCUGCUGGGCAGAAGGUGUGCUUCUAUGGCUACCGCGGUGGCACAAUUGUUCAAGGCACCGCCUCACAAUCCAUCGACGUGGAGCUUGCAGCACACAGGGGUGGUGUGUUUCAUUAAAGACAACCCUCAGCGUUCAUACUUCAUUCGCAUGUACGAUUUGAAGGCUGGCAGGCAGGUGUGGGAACAAGAGCUCUACAACCAAAUUGUUUAUUCCGCACCGCAGUUGUACUUUCACACCUUUGCUGCUGACGACUGUCAAGUUGGACUGAACUUCUCACAGCAGCAUGAAGCAGAAGCCUUUAGAAAUGCUGUGGUAGAGAAAAUCAACCAAAGAAACAACCGGCAAGCAGCAUCUGGGAGUCCUGGUUCCUUUCUUAAAGCCACGGGGGAUGUCCCAAGUCCUGAUAGCCAGUCUCCACAUUCCCGCUUAAUGCACUCAGUUUCCUCACAUCGGAGCAGCAAAGUGAAGAAGGAGAAGAAGAACAAGAAAAAGGCCCCUAAACUCUCUAAAGCCGACAUCGGAGCCCCCAGUGGAUUUAAGCAUGUAAGCCAUGUUGGAUUUGACCCCAACAAUCUUGACCCAGACCUAUGGAACCUUCUGUCGCAAGCUGGCAUCGGAGAGGCCGAGAUGAGGGAUGAGCAGACCUCCCAGCUAGUCUAUAACAUCAUAGAGCGCUCUGGGGGCAUGGAGGCAGUCAAAAGAGAGGCAAAAAAAGGAGUCGCUGGGCCUCCACCCCCUCCACCCAGCAGACAGGGGCCUCUGCCUCCUGUGCCAGGUUCAGGUGGCUCAGCCCCAACACCUCCACCUCCACGAGGGCGUUCUGGACCUCUGCCUCCCCUUCCGGGCCAGCCACAGCGAGCGAUGCGGGCAGCUGUCCCACCCCCGCCAGCAUCAAACCAAGGCUGCCCGCCACCUCUUCCGCCAGCUCACUCUUCACCCUCUCACAUCCCUUCGCUGCCAUCUUCAAAGCCCCCUCAUGUCCCAUCACCACCCCAUCAGCGUCCUACAGGUUUCCCACCUCCAGCCGCCCCCACUCCACCCAGCCGAGGAGACCCUGCACCUCCACCUCCACCUCCUCCACCACCACCUGCUCAACUGUCUGUGGACUCCCACACACCUCCUCCCCCCUUCGGUCACCCACCACCUGCCACUCCAUCUUUGAACAAAGCAGACAGCAGAGGUGCUCUUCUUGAUCAGAUUCGACUGGGGAAGAAGCUCCGUAAUGUGACAGAGUGUCAAGAUCUAACUCCGCCCCCACCAGCAGAGCAAGGCGAAGGCAUUGUCGGCGCUCUCAUGAUGGUCAUGCAGAAGCGCAGUAAAGUCAUUCAUUCCUCUGGUGAAAGUGAAGAUGAGGGUGCUGAUGAUGAAGAUGAUGACGACGAAUGGGAUGACUGACUGAUUAAAGUUGUUGUUUUUGUGGAGUUUCACCCUUAAUCAAGACAGAUGUUUAAAAUGUAUUCAUUUGCAUACAGAUGUGUUCGGAGCGGCUAAUGCAGGUCAAUUCAAAGAUGUUUACACCGGCUAUGUUUACAUGCAGUCAAAUUACACUUAUCAUAAUCGGAAUAUUAGCAAUAACUCGGUUAAACACCAGUAUCCCUUUUGAAAAACACAAAUAUGCUCAUAUUGCGGUUUUUAAAAAGCGUUACUCCUUUUCUAACCUGAAUAUUAGGUCAUUAGGUCAAAAUAUUGUUUUUGUUCUGCGCAUGCUCCCUUCGAAAGGCAUCUUGGGUAUUUAACAGGAAGUAAUGUAUUUGAAAACAUGGCGGCUACAGCGAGAAGAAAACUCACCAUGUCAUUGAUGUGGUGAAAUGUCCCUUGUUGUUCAUUAUACGCCUUGCUGGUGUUUUUUGUUUUUGGAUACCGGAAGAAGAAGCGGAAAUGACGCGCAUUGCGGAAAUGACGUUCUCUGCGCGUGAAGACGCUGUCCGUGCGUCGUUGUUUUGAGCGGGAUAUCCCGAUAUAAUUAGAAAUAACACUGUUUGGUCAAACAUACCGAAUGUUUCAGAAACCGGAAUAUUAACUGCAUGUAAACAUAGUGGCUGUAUAUUUUUUCAAACAUGUUUGUUGUAAGAUGUAACAGCAUAAUGGCAUAAAGAAGUUACUUUCAAUGGGGUGAGUUGUCUCUCGGAAAAAUCCACCAAGAAAUCCAAGUAAAGAGCGUCAACUGAGUCAACGUCAUUCCAAUUUUUAUAACAAUACACUGUACAUUAAAAAAAACCUUUAACUUAGUGAUACAUCUGUGCAAACAUCCCAAAUUUCCCAUCACCACUGUCAAAGUGCAUAACUGAAAGAUCACUGUAUGUCUCACCACUCACAUAAUAGGGCGUGGGGGAUGGAGAUUGGAUGGGGGGCUGGGUGGGGGUGCCACUGUAGGACAGGACAGGAGGAGCAAAAGUCCAGUUGACUUAGCUGAACAGUAAAAUAUGAAUAUUUUACACCUUACAAACAUCAUCACACAGCAAGGCUGUAGAAUAGCAACAGACGACAUACAGAAGCAUGCAACAUUUACACUUAUCAUUAUAUCCUCAUACAAUAGAACAAUCCACUGACUGUAUAUAUUAUAUUCACAAUCAAUA